AUGAAAGCUGAAAAUGAAAAAAGUCGAUAUAUUUUGGUUCUUGAAUCAUUUACCGACUCUCUUUCUCUUUCCUCAUCCAAAGUAACAUUUAAUAAUUUCACAGAAGUUAUUGAGGUAAUCCUUAAUCAGUAUACAAACAACAAAAAAGAUAACCCAAACACUAAUAAAGACAUUCGGGCAAACAAUGCCUUGCAAGAACUUGCAAGCAUUGCUCAAGAAGUAAAUCCCAAUUAGUUUCAAGAUUUACGAAUAGAUGGACAAUUGAAGCCAACAUCAAAUAAUUACAUAGCUCGGAUUGAUAUAAAUGGGAAUAUCACAGACCUGAAAACUGGCGAAGAAUUAGCUACAAGACUUCCUCCAGAAGCUAUUGCAAAGAAAACUAAAAUUUGCAUUUCCCAUCAUGAUAACAAAAGUAUGACAAUAGGGGCUGAGCCAACCAAAACUAGCAUGAAAAAAGCAAAAACUAUCAGCCCUGCUCAAAAAUCAACUGUUUCACCAAGAGUGAAUUUUUUGAAUACUUGUAGGGAAAGAUCAAUAACUACUUUAAAAAAAGUAGGCACAAAUAGAAAACAUUACUCCCCUCCGUGAUGAACAAAAACAUUAGAAAAUCCCUAUUUUUUGCCCAAAAACCCCCUCCGUGAGUAAACAAAAAUUUUUUUAAUAGAAAAAUUUUUUUAUAGAAAAAAAAAAAUUAUAUAAAACUGAUAAUUAGUAUAAUGAAAUCUCUAGCUAAUUCUGUUUUAUUUAAAAUAAGCUGCGUUUUAAAAUAUAAAUUUUAAAAAUUAAAUUUAAUAUUUGUUUUUCAAUUUUUUCGAAUUAGGAUUUUGUCAAAUUUUGAAAAAAAAAGUCUAUAAAAUUUAUAAAUAUAAUUUUUAAUAAAAAAACUUCCUCUGUGAGCGAACAAGAUUUUUUUGAUCGCUCACGGAGGGCGGGGAGUUAGGCUCAAUAAAUCAAGAAAAACAACAAGUUGCAGAGAUUAAUAUGUUUGACCCUGACAGUCCAAUUCAAACUAGAAGCAGAUCUAAAACAGAAACAUCUCAGCCUGAUAAUAUCCAGCAAACAAGAAAUAGAUCAAGCACCGAGAUCCCAGCAAAUUCUGUGGGGACUGCAAGGAUUCGCAGCAGAAUCAAUGUCGAAGUCCCUGCUGCAGAGAAGCAGCCAAGAACUAGAUCUCACACUCCUGUUGCUUGCAAGACUCGUAUGGAAUUUGAUAUUAUAAAACCAAAGCAUAUUUUAAAUAAACUUAAGCUUCCAGAUCCUCAUGAUCAUAAUGCUGUUUUAAGAAGUACGAGCACUAGUGGUGGUAAUAAGCCAAGAAACUAUGCGCAUUUUCCAUUACCUCCGAAAGGUCCAAAUGACUCUCCAAAAGCCCUGCGGAUACAAAGAAGGAUAAAAUUAUAA
Molecule: messenger RNA, 1401 nt
Organism: Blepharisma stoltei
Lineage: Eukaryota; Ciliophora; Heterotrichea; Heterotrichida; Blepharismidae
Source: the annotation of a GenBank genome assembly